Synchiropus splendidus (mandarinfish) is the source of this 8493-nucleotide messenger RNA. Its product is annotated as partitioning defective 3 homolog. The record is from RefSeq and is a predicted model, not a curated record. Gene Ontology annotation, molecular function: protein binding; phosphatidylinositol binding. The transcript has 23 exons. Bases 691 to 4446 code for a protein of 1251 amino acids. Gene Ontology annotation, cellular component: apical junction complex; apical plasma membrane; cell cortex. NCBI's taxonomy places the organism in Eukaryota, Metazoa, Chordata, Actinopteri, Syngnathiformes, Callionymidae. Gene Ontology annotation, biological process: intracellular protein localization; cell adhesion; establishment of cell polarity.
CCCAUCACAAAUUAAAAACAGGGAAAUUGGUCGGGGAGGAUAAGGGGGAGUCGGAAUCUUCAUAUUGUGACCUUCUAACACACAAACAAGAGCUACUUACUUAUCAUCCUACGUUAAUAUGGUUCGGAUCCGGCUGCUACACGCUGCUCUCUGAUGUCCUGCAUCUUGUCCAUGUAGAUGAGGUGUGGUUAAGAUGAUGUGACUCCUGAAUCAUGAUGAAUUGUUGUCGAUACAGACUCUCACGCUCAAUGUUUUUAAUAAACUUCUUCAAACAAUCCUCUUUUACAUAACAUCCGAAGGCAGACACUUGCAGUCGUGCUUCUCCGAGUUGGGCGAUUCAACUUAAGCAUUCUGUCAGAUGAUGUUUUCCAAAGUUUACUGUACUCUGUUUAUGCUCAGAGUGUGGAGGAUGCAUGACAGCAGAAGCCAAGCACAUUUUCCAACAUAACACAUUGGAAACUCGAAGUAAAAGCGCUCACUAACUGAGCGAAUGAUGACAAUAGAAGAGUGGGAUAGUUGUCUUCAAUAUCCAGGUACAACUAAGAAGGAGUGAUGCACUGAUGAGGCUUGAUAUUAUUUCUAAGCGGCUCAACAAGCUCAGACUCACAAGCCUAUGAAGUGUUCUAGUCCAGUAAGCACAACACGUCAGGUCAGGCAUGAUCAAAAACAAGAGCGUAAAGCUGGUGUCGAAUGAGAGGAGCAGGAGCAUGUGCUGAUAUGCCUCUCCAUGUCCGUCGCAGCAGUGAUCCCUCCCUCGCGGCUCUGACUCCAGGUGAGAUCCUGCUUGGCCCUGAAGAACCGUCCAGGAAAAAUCCGGCCCGCUGGUCCACGACUGCUGGCUUCCAAAAAUACAAGCACAAACCCAACGCGACUCCCAGCACCAGCAGCCUUGAACGAAAGGGCAGAGGAGGCCAUGCUUACCGGAGUCUUCCUCGAGAUGCAAGUGGCUGGUCCACGCAGUUCCAGAGAGAGAUGAUGCGCUCCUCUCUCAGCGCCAACCACCCGAUGGUUGACAGGUGGCUGGACAAACAAGAGCAGGAGCUGGAGGAAGAGGAGCAGAGAAAACACGAGCGGAGGAUCGAGAGGAUCGAGCCAGUCGGGAGGGCAGACUCGGCGUUGGACCAUUCACCUGUUUUCAGUCUUCAAGGAAUGUUGAAGCCGGUGGAGGUGUCCAAUGAAGGCGGGCCCCUCGGGAUACACGUAGUGCCUUUCAGCUCGCAGGAUGUCAGGACUCAAGGCUUGCUUGUCAAGCGUCUGGAGCGAGGAGGCAAAGCUGAACAGGAGCAUCUUUUUCAGGAGAACGACUGCAUUGUCAUGAUCAAUCAGGGAGACAUACGCAACCUACGCUUUGAACAAGCCCAGAACAUUUUCCGGCAGGCCAUGCGUUCCCCUGUCAUCCUCUUCCACGUGGUCCCCGCCGCCAUGAAGAGACAGUACGAGCUGCUUUCGCUCCAGAGUGAACUCAGCCCACCGCAGUCCAACAGGGUGCGCUUCAGCCAAGAACUGCCGCUGCCAGGCGACAGAUCCAGCUUGGUGGGGGGGCUGACUUCCAGGUCUGGACCGCAAUCGGGACUCAACCACAACCACCAAGGGCCGCUGGCUGGAAGCACGCCAGAGCCAAGCCGGCGCUACGCCACGUUGCCACACAACGUGAUUUCAAGAGCGUCAUCGCUGCCGUCGCCGUCCUUACAACGCAGGAUCAGCACAAAUCAGACCCACAGCUCUUACGUGAAGCACAAAGGCCGCAGGUUCAACAUCCAGCUGAAAAAAGGUCCAGAAGGUCUGGGCUUCAGCAUCACGUCCAGAGAUGUCCCCGUGGGUGGCAGCGCUCCUAUCUAUGUCAAAAACAUUCUCCCCCGGGGGGCCGCCAUUCAGGACGGACGCCUUAAAGCUGGGGAUCGACUCCUGGAGGUGAGUGGAGAGGACCUGAACGGUAAAACGCAAGAAGAGGUUGUGGCCCUGCUGCGAGCCACAUCGAUGGGAGGGAUUGUGAACCUGCUGGUGGUCCGGCAAGAAGACUCGCUGCUACCCCGAGAAGUGCAUUCUGAAGAGGAGAACUUGGUUUUGAACCCUGAAGGCACGCCGGAGUUGAUGACCUUUGAGAUCCCUCUGAAUGACUCCGGGUCUGCGGGCUUGGGGGUCAGUGUCAAGGGCAACCGGUCCAAGGAGAACCAUGAUGACUUGGGCAUCUUUGUCAAAUCCAUCAUCAAUGGAGGUGCAGCCAGCAAGGAUGGUCGUCUUCGUGUCAACGACCAACUCAUCGCAGUCAAUGGGGAGUCGCUGCUGGGGAACACAAACCAGGAAGCCAUGGAGACGCUGCGCAAGUCCAUGUCUGUGGAGGGCAACAAGCGCGGCAUGAUCCAGCUCAUCGUGGCCCGGCAGUUGGCCAAAAACAAUGAGCAUGCACCCAGCAGCCCUCCUGUCUCGGAGACUCCCGCCAUCCAGCCGUCCGACAACCACGAGCGUCGGAUCUCCCACUCGCUGUACGACAGCAUUGAGAGCUUCAACAACAUCACCACUCCUCGAGCCAUGGGACGCAUGGGCAACUACCAGCUGUCUCCGACCGUAAACAUGCCCCAGGACGACAUAGUGAUGAUCGAGGACGACAGGCCGGUGCUGCUCCCGGCAAAUAUCUCCGACCAGUCGUCGUCUAGUUCCCACGAUGACAUGGGGUUUGUUGGGGAGAAUCCAAUGCACUGGAUUCAUGAACUGCCCAACCAGAAUGAAUGCUCACUCAGCGCCGACGCGGACCCCGACGGUUCCUUCCAGAGGGAGGGAUUCGGCCGCCAGAGUAUGUCGGAGAAGCGCACCAAGCAGUUUGAAAACCCUGCGCAGCUGGAUAUUAUCAAAACCCGCAAGUCCAAGAGCAUGGAUCUUGUAGCAGAUGAACUUGUCUCCAGGCCAAGACCCAGUGGAGGUUCCUCUGAGCAAGAGGUUGGCCCGUCAUUGGGCUUGAAGAAGUCCAGUUCCCUGGAAAGCCUCCAGACCGCCGUGGCUGAGAUCACGCUCAACGGAGAGUCCGGCCCCCAGAGGUCUCACUCCCGGAUUGUCAGAGGCCGCGGAUGCAACGACAGUUUUCGAGCGGCCAUCGACAAAUCCUACGAGAAAGUGUGCGCCAAUUCCGCCGAGGAGGAAAACAGCAUGGACACACUAGAUGAGGACACAGAGGAAAGUUCUCGCUCUGGCCCUGAGUCGAUGUCAACCAGCGGUGAUCUCACCGUGGGACCGGGACCGAACGGCAGCAUUUCCAAAGAGGACCGGGGGAUCGAUCGAGACAAAGCUGGAGGAAGCGGAAGGAAAAAAACAGAGCGUGACAAAGAGGAGAGAGACAAGGACAAGAACAAAUCCAAGAAAGGCGUGUUAAAGGGCUUGGGCGAGAUGUUCAGGUUCGGGAAGAACCGAAAAGAUGAGAGGGCAGGCGAGCGGAUGGAGAGGAAGGCUUCCCGGAAAUCAAAAGCGGACGACGUGCAGGCGUCAGAGGAGGAGACCUUACGGAUGAAACUGGAACAAGAAAGAAUCCAGGCCAAGACACGAGAGCUUCGGGAGAAACAGGCGAAGGAGCGAGAAUAUGCUGAAAUUCAAGAUUUUGUCAGCCACACCACUCUAAGUUCUGAUGAAGAGCACACUUACGCCGGCAUCGGAUCGUUCGACUCGUCGGUGUCGGUGGACGGCAGCAGCGUGGAGACGUACAGCGCUCAGCACCACUACCAUCUUCCUCAGAGCCCUCAGAGCCCACCGCUUCCCAGCAGUCCACCUGUGGAGGCCGUGUACGCCCAAGUCAACAAGCCUCGCAACGGACGGCCCGCGGCGGCUGUGGACAGCAGUCAGAUGACUCCCAGUAACCACGACCGGAUACAGAGGCUGAGACAUGAGUUCCAGCAGGCUAAACAAGAAGAAGACCAGGAUGACCUCCGUCACACCUUGAGCUUUGACCAGCCCUGGGUGAACAACGGCACCGAGACUCAGAGUGGGCGUCAUUCUGUGACACUGGAGAGUCAGGUCCAGAAAGAUGAUCAAGAAAAUCUCCAACAAGCACAGAGAAGCUUCACCUCCCUGCCUCGGCAACCUCGGAAGACCCCCAGCACAGUCUCGCAGGACUCCUGGGACAAGGUGUACCCGCCGACAGAUGGGCCUCAGACCACCAAGGAGAACCCUCGCUACUCCGUCGGACAGGGGUCGCACAACGGCUAUCUGGGAACCUCCAGCUUCAACGCCCGCGUCCUGCUGGAGACUCAGGAGCUGCUGAGGCAGGAACAGAGACGCAGAGAGCAGGAGGCCAGCAAGGCCAGACCUCCUCCUGCACCAGAAACUCCCAGCAGAGACCAUUCUCAGCCGAAAGCUCAUUCGAAAGGCCCCUAUCGGCAGGAUGUCCCCCCAUCACCUUCCCAACUUGCCAAGCUCAGCCGGCUGCAGGGUUCUGAGAAAGGGAGGCAGUUUUAUUCCUGAGGGACGCAAACAGCAGCGAGCUUUAAAAUGCUGGGGAACAAAAGUUUUUAAUGUCGAUAUGAAAAAAAGAUAUUUAAAUGAUUUUUUUAAAACUACAGAGAAUCAUGAUUUUAUUGUUGCAUACAACUUUUAUUUUUGUUCCAAAUCUAUGUUUAAGUGCCUUUUUACUAGAGUUAUUUUUCACCUUUGUGUCGGUACGCAACUGUUUUUAUUCCCACAUGAUGUUUUGUUUAUCCAAAAAUCUGACACAGUCGAGACGUUCAGCUGAAAGGAAUGACACUUUUGACAUUUUUUCUGGAGGGAUAUCACAACACUGUGACUCUUUAACAAGCUCAUGAGACGACCCAGACAUGUUUGUGUAUGUGUGUAUUAAGUGUGUGUGUGUGUAUGUGUAAGCACAAGCAGCUACUAGAGGUAAAAUAAUGACAGACUUGCUUUAUUUUUGCUUGUCAGAUCUCCUUGUAGUCGUGAAAUUUAGCGAGCGCUUAGACGGCGGGACACAUUUACCAGCAAACUAUGAUUUAUUACAUUGGUAUGCCACCUAUUCCGAACCCUAUUCUUAAGCAGCUCUUGACAUGCUGCUUCUAUGCUGCCAAAUUUGACCUUCUUUUCCUAUUGUUUCUCUACAUUUCUGCAACACAUGGUGUCAGUUGUGGGAUGGGAGACAACAUAAGGCCCGUUUAUGCUCUACGUUACCGAAAGAGCCUUCUGUCCGUGCUCUGCUUUCAUUUCGUCCAUAUUUCCCCGUUUCCAUAAAGCUUAUGGAAACCAUGAGGGCAGUGUUGCUGUAACUACCCGAUAUGUAGCUCUAAUAAGACACGCAGGAGACAUAAUAAUAACGAAAAUUCUCCGUCCUCCACUCGUGAUAUAUAUGUAACCAACAUACCGACCACCACCUCCCGCUGCCGCUGUUUGAUAUUUAGUGCAAGAGGUACAUUGUCAGUACUUCUUCCACAGUCGCCAUGUUUGUCGUCAAAAACAUUUGGCUCUGAGCUGCUCCCCCUGGUGGACAUAUUGGUGGACAAUACCAAUGCAAAAAAACGUGUGGAAGUAUGUGAACAUUGUCUGAAACAGACCCGUACAAUGUUGUAUGUAAAGGAACCAUAAAUGGGCCUUUUGGAGGGUGAUCUCUCUAAUAUACACAUUUUUUGCCUUUUUAUUCUACUCUGACUGUUUACUUAAGUCAUAAAUAGUCAAAAAAAUUUUAGGUCAAUUAUUUAUAGAGUUGCUUUAAGCUUACUGUCUGAACUGUGAGACGAAGUCUGGACUCCCGUCUUAUAUGCACCGUCUUCCAAGCAUCUUGUGAAUCCAAGAUAAUCCCCCUCUGCAAUUCUCUUUGUUGGCUUCUUUUGGCAGUUUUUUUUUUCGUCCUCCCUUUGUCCCUUGAACCAUCCAACGCUCCACUGAGACCAAAAGAUCCUUAAGAUCCCCCUCCGUCCUCCACAGCCGCCGACCGUGAUGUGAGAAUUUGCUUAUCAAUUAAUAGAUAUGAAUAAAUAUAAAUCGUUGUUCUCCACACAGUGCAACUUGCAACACAGAAUUCUGAGAUUUUGUCUGAGAGUAAAUCGCAUGUAACCAAAUGGCUGUGGUGCUCUGUGAAUAUUUCAUCAGGGUGGUCACAUGGGAAAGCACAUCAGUGGUGCGGUGGGUGGCCUCAGUGAGGGUCUGCAUGUCUAUGGCCCCGACACAAUGGAGCUGAUUUUGUUUCCCCGCCAUCAUUAUGUCCUUUGAUGGAAACCAUUUUGGAGCUUUUUCACUCUUCAAUGGAAAUUAGCCGCAUUUCUCCAAGUCUGACGGUGUAGCUGUGAACUUUUGGAUUGAGGAGUGGACUUUCUCUCAAAAGAUUUUUUUUUUUUUUCGUCUCUCCAUCCAGAUCUUUUCUGUAUUCAGACUGCAGCUCAGACAGAUUGGCGGUAUUAUAACUGUAUAACAUAGUUUUGUACUGUAUGAGGUGCAAUUUUUCGGUGACAUAUAGAGGCAGUUCCUUUUUGGAGAUUUGCUUUAACGGCUGUAUUGGUAAAAUGAGUUUAAAGUAUAACAAAGAAUCUAGAACUUCCAUUCAGCAUCACAUCAUUUCAAAGUUUUAUCACAAAGUUUUAUGUCUUUUAUUCCUGUCAGAGUGGCAGCGAACAAAAUACUACUCAGACGUGGAACAAAAUACAGUUGUCAAUCAAGCUUUUGGGACUGUGGGAGGAAACCAGAGUGCCUCUGUGUUUAGCAUUACUCUCUGAUCAACUUUCCCACUUGGAAGCAGAGUUUCCACCAUGUGGUUUCUCUGUGUGGCUGGAGGUCAUUCACUGUUUUGGAAUCAUUUUUUAUUGCCUCUAACUUUGGUACCAGUGAUUCAUUCUCUGGACAACUAGUGCAUCGGACAAUCCACGCAGAGGACAAGGGGUGAUGAGGGGAACUGAAACAUCAUUUUUGCGAUGAGAAAAUAGUUGUAAUUUAGUCCGGGGUCUGUCUAUUCUGCCACUUCCUGCCCUUCUCUUCCGACUUUGAGCAAUGACUUCACCCAGGCCUCGCUUGCAUAAAGUCGAGCUCUGCCUGAAAGUGUGCAACUCAUGUUGGGGUUUUGAAGACCAGCAGGUUUCCAUCUUCUUCAGUUGGAGUGUUUGGGUCGUAUAGGGUGAUAAGUUACAGAAACAAAAAACAUUUUUGUGAGUAUCAAGGUACCAACACACAAUUUAAACAAGUAGGAUCAGCACUACUGCACCGCUGUGAAGGCAUCACCCGUGUUUUAUCUCGGAGAUAAACCUUUAGCGAUGAGUGAGUUCUUGUUUCACCCAAGCUUGCAGGUUACUUUCACGCUGGUACGAAGUGCAUGGAUUGUCUUUAUUGUACAACUUAAUAUUAGUACAAUUUGGGGAGCAUAUAUGGGCAGAUUCUGUCAAGAAAAAUGUGUUUCUUAUGUUUUAAUUUUGUGCUCGUUGCGUCACUAUCUCUAUAUUUCAUGUUGCAAAAAUGCUAUUUUUCAUCCUUUCAGCAUGAAUCAUGGGUCUUCUUGAGUGGGUCAUUGUGUAGGGACUGACUUAUAGUUGACACAACCACCCAUCUUAUUUGAUUUUAGCGUUUCAUUGCAUUAUUGUUAAUGCGCUCAUUUGAACGGCUGUUUUCCAAGCUUCCUUUUAAGGACCAAGGCAUCUAAAGUCUGGUGAAACAGACCCGUUGUGUGCAAAUCCCAAAUUCAAAAUGGGCGAAUAUUUCCAUGUUGAAUACAACCGGAGGAAUAUGGUUCAGUCCGCAGCGAUCACCAGCGAAUUCUUCUCAUUUAAGGAAGCAACAGGCUGUUGUUGGACCUGCCACAUAAACACGGGUGCAUUAAGAACAGUAUGUUUUUAGCUGCUCCGCCGCUAAUGUAUCAGCGUAGGUGGACAUGUGUUUGGAGUGUCUGCAGAUGCUGCCAGUAGCCCGACGCUCCAAUAUGUCUAUGAAUAUGCCUUGGCAGCCAUGUGAACCACUUGGCUGCUGAGUGGGUGAGUAGCCGAAGAGUAGGAGGAUGAGACGACGGGAGGUCUGAUCUCGCAGAUGAUUCAGUCGGCGGCGUAAUAGCCAGUAUUCCUCCCGAGUCUGCGGCACAAACAGGAGGCCGAGCUGUGUUCUGCUGACUGUCUUCACCUUCUGUUUGAUUCCCGGUCAGUGUGGAUGAUGUGUGUUUGUGUGAUUUAUAUUUUGGAUUCCUCACCGUGAAGCAGCCAGCCUCCCCCUCCAGGCAGCACGUAUGCAAAUCCAAUAAUAUCCCCUAAUCUGCAUGUAUUAUUUGUAAUGAAUGUUCUUUGUGACACACAAAUCUCCCAUAUAAUGUUGUUUUAUAUGUCCUUGAGUUGGGGAGAAAUGAGACUGUACUGUUGUUUUAUUACUUUUUUCAUAAGCAUCCCUCAUUAUGUUUUAUUAUCCGCCGUAUGGUACUAUGAUGGCUAAGGAAAGUAUAACAAGUAAACAGUGCAAUUGUUUUGUUAUCCUUUUUUUGUUGUUGUUACAACCGUGUAUCCAGGAGAAAUGUUUGUUCCCUGUACAUAAACAACAUAAACUUUUUCAAUGAAUAAAUUA